CAUAGGAUUUUUCAAACUUCUAAGUACUCCACCAUUGUCUCCAUAUUGGAAGCUGUUCAAGCAAGUGGACGUUGUCCUGAAGAAUCUCUAGUGAUGAGGUAUCCAUCUGGAUUUAAAGCACAUCUCUGAACUUCUCAUUUCUUCACUUAAGAGACACGUUCUAUAUUCAUGGGAUACUUUAACACUUUAAGACGAAUGUUCCAUCAGAAGCACUAAUGGAUGUUGGCAUGCCUUGGAUAAGGUGGUGACCGCUGGAUGUCAUUUGUUUCUGUUCACUGCAGAGAGCCAAAAUUGACUCCGUUUGGAGUUGAGAGAGAAAGCAGUACAGACCUAUCAAGAUGACUGAUCCUAUGAUGGAUUUUUUUGAUGAUGCCAAUCUUUUUAGUGAGACCUUAGAAGGUUUGUCAGAUGAUGCCUUUGUUCAACCUGGACCUGUUUCACUUGUUGAUGAAUUGAAUUUGGGUGCAGAAUUUGAACCUUUGCACAUAGACUCGUUGAACCAUGUGCAAGAUGCUCAAAAUCCACAGAAGAUGAGUGAGUUUGAUCAGCUGAAUCAGUAUGAUUCAUUGAAACUUCACUCAGUAAAUCAGUCUUUUAAUAGCUCAGCUGACAACGUCUUAUCACCACACUCUCAAUUCAGUUGUUCACCAAUUCAUCCGCAAAGCCAGUCUAAUGGGAUGUUUCCAGAUGUGGCUGAUGGUAGUCCUAUGUGGGGACAUCAAACUGCCACAACUGUUUCAAAUCAAAAUGGGUCCCCCUUUCACCAAGGACAUUCUCAGUCUAUGCAGCAAAACAAAAGCUUUGUAGCACACCAUGACUUUGCCUUAUUUCAGGCUAAUGAACCACAGCAUCAGUGUGCCUCACUACGGUUGCAACAAAGCAGAAAUAACACGGGGCAAGAUGCUUUGAGUCAGCCAAAAGACUUCAUGGAAGUUAACGCGUCUACUUCUCACAGAGUUGGUGUUAACCACCCACCUCCGAUUUCUAAUCCAUCAACUUCACAGCAGCCCCUGUCUGUUCAACAGUUUUCUCAAACUCCAAGUGCUUCGCUACAUUUUUGUGGGAAUCAAGAAGGAAAUUUUGGUGGACAGUCCCCAACUAUUACUCCAUGUUCUGUCAAUAAUAGCCAACAAUUUUCAUCUCCUUAUUCUUACUCCAGUAACCACAUUUCUCCUACCAGCCUUCUUCAGUCUACAACAACUCUUUCUUCUAGCCAGCAGACACACUCUAUCUCUGACUUCACUGGAAGCGAUGCCUUUACAUCUCAAACAGGGACCAAGCAAGAAACAACUGAGCACAUGUUGAAUCCUAAUACACCUUUGAAUUCAAAUAGUUUUCAAAUGUUGCAUUCUGCACAUCCUCAGGGCAACUUUAGUAGUUCAAAACUCUCUCCUGUGAAUAUUAAUUUUCCAGCUUCUGCUGGUUCUGCUUCUCAGAUAAGCCAUUUCACUGACCCCAUUGAAAGCAACGGUUUUACAUCUUUAGAUGAGAACUUACUUCAUCAAGUCGAGACUCAUAAUGAACCAUUUACAGGACUUGACCCAGAUGACCUCCUUCAGGAAGACCUCCUGCCACAGUUUGAUGAUUCUGCGUUUGUUCAGGAUAGCACAAGCCAUGUUUUAGAGCAUGACCUAGAACAUCAUAUAACGCCACAGCAAGUAACACAGUCGUCUGAUCUUCUUCGGGCACAGUCUCAAAGUCAGAUCCAUCCUUGGCAUUCUUCAGUUUCUAAUCAGCAUCUGCAAGACAGAAGUCGUGUAACCUUACAAGGACGGCCCCCUUCCAAGAGGACUGAUGGUUCAGGAUCAUAUACUAAGUUGCAGAAUGCCCAGGUGAGGGCAAUGUCUGAAAAGAAGCAGAGGAAAAAAGCAGACUCAGAAAGUAAACAAGAGAAGGCAAAUCGCAUAAUAUCUGAAGCAAUUGCAAAAGCAAAAGAGAGAGGAGAGAGAAACAUUCCACGAGUAAUGAGUCCUGAAAACUUCCCCAGUGUUUCAGCUGAAGGAAAAGAGGAAAAGAAGGGUAGAAAAGUUAAAACCAAACCAAAGGACAAGGAGAGCAAAAAGCCAAAAACUGCUUCCGCAUCCAAAAUUAAAGAGAAAACAAAAAUUGGAAAGCUAAUCAUCACACUGGGUAAGAAGCAGAAAAGAAAAAACGAAUCUGCUGAUGAGUUUUCUGAUGCUAAGCAAACUCCGCAGCGGCCAUUGAAGGAUGAAGACUCACAGAAGAGAAGAUCAAAUCGUCAAGUUAAAAGGAAAAAAUAUGCUGAAGAAGGAGAGGGAAAACAAUCAGAAGAAGAAGCUAAUUUUUUUUUCUUGUUCUGCAGUGGGAACUUUCGAGAAAAUCCGAGUGAAGAAGAUGCGGCAAUUGUUGACAAAAUCUUAUCCUCCAGGAUAGUAAAGAAAGAAAUAUCUGCUGGGAUGACAGUAGAAACGGAAGAGUUUUUUGUAAAAUACAAGAACUACUCUUAUCUCCACUGUGAGUGGGCCACAGAACAACAGCUUUUAAAGGAUAAAAGAAUCCAGCAGAAAAUAAAACGAUUCAAACUAAGGCAAGCACAAAGAGCUCACUUUUUUGCAGAUAUGGAAGAAGAACCUUUUAAUCCUGACUAUGUUGAAGUAGACCGGGUAUUAGAAGUAUCUCUUUGUGAAGAUAAGGACACUGGUGAGCCUGUUAUUUACUAUUUAGUAAAAUGGUGUUCGUUGCCAUAUGAAGACAGUACGUGGGAGCUGAAAGAAGAUGUAGAUCAAGCAAAAAUAGAAGAAUUUGAACAAUUGCAAGCUUCCAGGCCUGACUCAAGGAGACUGGACCGACCACCUCCAAACUCGUGGAAGAAGAUAGAAAAGUCCAGGGAAUAUAAAAAUGGCAAUCAGCUCAGGGAAUACCAACUGGAAGGACUUAACUGGCUCCUGUUCAACUGGUACAAUAGGCGAAACUGCAUUUUAGCAGAUGAAAUGGGUCUUGGCAAAACCAUUCAGUCAAUUACAUUCCUUUAUGAAAUCCUCUUGGCUGGUAUAAGAGGGCCUUUUCUCAUCAUAGCUCCACUUUCCACUAUAACAAACUGGGAAAGAGAAUUUCGCACGUGGACUGACCUUAAUGUUGUAGUGUAUCACGGAAGCAUGAUCAGCAGGCAGAUGAUUCAGCAGUAUGAAAUGUACUGCAGGGACUCCCAGGGACGUAUUGUUCGAGGUACCUACAGAUUCCAAGCCAUUAUCACAACUUUUGAAAUGAUUCUUGGUGGGUGUCCAGAAUUAAAUGCAAUUGAGUGGCGAUGCGUUAUUAUUGAUGAAGCUCACAGACUGAAGAACAAAAAUUGCAAACUCCUGGAAGGACUAAAAUUAAUGAACCUUGAGCAUAAAGUGCUGUUAACGGGUACCCCGCUGCAGAACACAGUAGAAGAAUUAUUUAGCCUGCUUCAUUUUCUUGAACCGUUACGUUUUCCUGCGGAAUCUACAUUCAUGCAAGAAUUUGGAGACCUUAAAACAGAGGAACAGGUUCAGAAACUACAAGCUAUCUUGAAACCCAUGAUGCUCAGACGAUUGAAAGAGGAUGUAGAAAAAAAACUGGCUCCUAAGGAGGAAACUAUAAUUGAAGUAGAACUAACUAAUAUUCAGAAGAAAUACUAUCGAGCAAUUUUGGAGAAAAACUUUGCUUUCUUAUCCAAGGGAGCAGGACAAGCAAACGUUCCGAAUCUGGUUAACACUAUGAUGGAACUCAGGAAGUGUUGUAAUCACCCGUAUCUCAUCAAAGGAGCUGAAGAGAAAAUCCUUGGAGAGUUUAGAGAAACGUAUAGCCCAAGUGCUCCUGACUUCCAUCUGCAAGCAAUGAUCCAGUCUGCUGGUAAAUUGGUUCUUAUUGAUAAACUUCUUCCGAAAAUGAAGGUGGGAGGCCACAAGGUCCUUAUCUUCUCUCAGAUGGUGCGCUGCCUUGAUAUUUUGGAGGAUUACCUCAUACAUAAAAGGUACUUAUAUGAACGAAUUGAUGGGCGAGUACGAGGCAAUCUCAGACAAGCUGCAAUUGACCGCUUCAGCAAACCAGAUUCUGAUCGCUUUGUCUUCCUUCUGUGCACCAGAGCUGGGGGCUUGGGCAUUAAUUUGACUGCAGCAGAUACGUGUAUAAUUUUUGAUUCUGACUGGAAUCCUCAAAAUGAUCUGCAGGCUCAAGCCCGUUGUCACAGGAUUGGUCAGAACAAAGCAGUGAAGGUCUACAGACUGAUAACGCGUAACUCCUAUGAGAGAGAGAUGUUUGACAGAGCAAGUCUGAAACUGGGACUGGAUAAGGCUGUCUUACAGAGUAUGAGUGGAAGAGAAAACAGUGUCGGUGGUAUCCAACAACUCUCCAAAAAAGAAAUAGAAGACUUGCUUCGAAGAGGUGCAUAUGGUGCCAUUAUGGAUGAAGAAGAUGAAGGCUCUAAAUUCUGUGAGGAAGACAUUGACCAGAUUUUGCAGCGUCGUACUAAAACUAUCACAAUUGAAUCAGAGGGAAGGGGCUCCACGUUCGCCAAGGCUAGUUUUGUUGCAUCUGGAAACAGGACUGAUAUUUCACUAGAUGAUCCCAACUUCUGGCAGAAAUGGGCCAAAAAAGCAGAAAUAGAUAUAGAUGCUAUCAGUGGUAGAAACAGCCUGGUUAUUGAUACCCCAAGAAUUAGGAAACAAACUCGCCCUUUUAGUGCUACAAAAGAUGAGCUGGCCGAGUUGUCUGAAGUGGAGAGCGAGGGUGAUGAUAAACCAAAGCUCCGCAGGCCUUAUGACCGUUCCAAUGGAUACGGAAGAACAGAAUGCUUUCGGGUGGAAAAAAACCUGCUGGUUUAUGGGUGGGGUCGAUGGAGAGAAAUUUUGUCGCAUGGUCGCUUCAAGAGACAGCUGAAUGAGCAGGAUGUGGAGAUAAUUUGCCGAGCUCUGUUAGCCUAUUGUCUUGUGCACUACAGAGGGGAUGAGAAAAUAAAAAGUUUUAUAUGGGAUCUCAUUACCCCAACAGAGGAUGGGCAAACACGAGAGUUACAGAAUCAUCUUGGCUUAUCAGCCCCUGUGCCUAGAGGAAGAAAAGGAAAAAAAGUGAAGACCCAGGCUAGCACUUUUGAUAUACAUAAAGCAGAAUGGCUUCGAAAAUACAAUCCAGAACAUCUGUUGCAAGAUGAAGGAUACAAAAAGCACAUAAAACACCAUUGCAACAAGGUCUUGCUGCGAGUAAGAAUGCUGUAUUACUUAAAACAAGAAGUCAUUGGUAAUGAAUUCCAAAAGGUGUUUGAUGGAAUUGAUGCCAGUGAAAUUGAUGUUUGGGUCCCUGAGCCAGAUCACUCUGAAGUUCCUGCGGAGUGGUGGGAUGCAGAUGCAGAUAAGUCCCUUCUGAUUGGAGUUUUUAAGCAUGGUUAUGAGAAAUACAACACUAUCAGAGCAGACCCAGCACUAUGCUUCUUGGAAAGGGUUGGCAAGCCAGAUGAAAAAGCAGUUGCUGCCGAACAGAGAGCAAAUGAUUAUAUUGAUGGAGAUGUAGAAGAUCCAGAAUACAAGCCAGCACCAGCAAUGUUUAAAGAUGACAUAGAGGAUGAUGUUUCAUCCCCAGGUGAUCUAGUAAUAGCAGAUGGAGAUGGACAAAUGAUGGAAGGAGACAAAAUCUAUUGGCCCACUCAGUCUGCCUUAACAACACGCCUUCGCCGCCUAAUAACAGCUUAUCAACGAACAAGUAAAAAUAGGCAGGCCCAGCAGAUCCAGCCAGCAUUCCCAGUACAAACUAGUAUUAUGCAGCCUCCAUACGAAGAAGCUGCUCUAAAUCCAAAGAUGGCUGCUAAGAUUGAAAGACAGCAAAGGUGGACGAGAAGAGAAGAAGCUGACUUUUACAGAGUUGUGUCCACGUUUGGAGUGGUGUUUGAUCCUGAAAGGGGGCGAUUUGACUGGACCAAGUUUAGAGCAAUGGCUAGGCUACAUAAGAAAACUGAUGAGAGCUUAGAGAAGUACUUGUAUGCAUUUAUGUCAAUGUGCCGGAGAGUCUGUCGUCUCCCCUCAAAAGAAGAACUCGUAGACCCAAACAUUUUUAUCCAACCAAUUACAGAGGAGCGUGCUUCUCGGACUUUGUAUCGCAUUGAACUCCUAAGGAAAGUGCGAGAACAAGCUCUUAGACACCCGCAGUUGUUUGAACGACUAAAGCUGUGCCAGCCAAACCCAGACUUGCCUGUCUGGUGGGAGUGUGGGGCUCAUGACAGGGAUUUACUUAUUGGAGCGGCAAAACAUGGAGUUAGCAGGACAGAUUAUCAUAUUCUUCGUGAUCCUGAACUAUCAUUUAUGUCUGCUCAGAGGAACUAUAAUCAAAAUAAAGUGGCACUCUCAAGGACUUCUACUCCACUCUUGCAUCAGUACCAGAUGGCAUUAUCUGCUUCUCCUCUUACACCUCAGUCAAGAUUGUCAGAUGCUAAAGUAAAUGCUUUUGAGGAUACAAAAGCUAAAAAUGAAAAUCUGAAAGAGGACCCUCAGUCUUCUGAAGAGGAAUCUAUGUCUACAGAGGAGACACAGCCACUAAUGAAAUCUGAACCUUUGAGUCCAAAAAAUGGCACACCAAUACAAAAUACAGACCACAAACCUAGCAUCAAGACAGAAACAGACAGGCGCAUGGUGGCAGCAAGGACAGAGCCUCUAACUCCAAACCCAGCUUCCAAAAAACAGAGAGUCAGCAAGAGGGGAUCUGACUCCAGCUCUGACUCGGACUCUGACUCAGAUAGAUCAUCCUGUUCUUCCAGGUCAUCUUCUUCAUCCUCUUCCUCUUCCUCAUCUUGUUCACACUCUCGAUCAGGCUCUAGCUCUUCAUCAUCUUCAUCUUGUUCUUCAGCAUCUUCGUCAUCAUCAUCCUCCUCAUCGUCGUCAUCAUCGUCGUCAUCAUCAUCAUCUGAAGAGAGUGAUAGUGAUGAAGAGGAGGCACAAAAACGUGAAGGAACUCCGCAUAUAAAAGCAUAUGAUGAAGAGAGCGUAGCCUCUCUGAGUACUAUACAAGAUGAGACGCAAGACAGUUUCCAGAUGAACAACGGGACCCCAAAUUCCAGUUACCUCCUACAAGGUGGAUACAUGUUGGCUGCAUCCUACUGGCCAAAGGAUCGAGUUAUGAUUAAUCGACUUGACAGUAUUUGUCAAACGGUGUUGAAAGGUAAAUGGCCUUCGGCAAGAAAGAGCUAUGACAGCAAUACGGUGGCAUCUUUCUACACAACCAAACUUCUGGAUAGCCCAGGUGCAGCUGCAGAUUACAGUGAGCCCAGUGCACCAACACCCCCUCUUGCAGGUGUUAAAGAAGAGUAUGAUCAGUCGCCACAGAUGUCAAAGGAAGGUGGUUUGAAAUUGACUUUUCAGAAGCAGGGACUGUCUCAGAAAAGGCCAUUUGAAAGCGAGGAAGGUACAUUGGGACAGCAGCAAUACCUGGCUCGGCUACAUGAACUCCAGAAUGCUUCAGAAACCAGCCUUGUCAACUUCCCCAAAUCACUUCCUGAAUCAGGUACUUCCAGUCACUUAACAGCCGGUGCCAAUGGAGUCAUAGCUGACAGCCAGCCUGUAGUAAAGAAGAGAAGAGGAAGAAGGAAGAAUGUGGAGGGAGUUGAUGUCCUCUUUAUAAAUAGAAAUAAACAGCCUAACCAUGUUAAUCAAGGUAUUAACUCCUGUCAAGUCGCUGCAGGAAUAAACCCAGUACUCACUUACACGCAGUCCCAAGGCAUGCUUGAUGCAGAGAGUCCAGUUCCUGUUAUUAACCUGAAAGAUGGAACAAGGCUUGCAGGUGAUGAUGCCCCCAAAAGAAAAGAUUUAGAAAGGUGGCUUAAAGAACAUCCUGGAUAUGUUGAAGAUUCAGGAGCUUGUAUUCCUAGGAUGCAGCUGCACGAUGGGAGGCCCAAACAAAAAAGACACCGUUGUCGAAACCCUAAUAAACUGGACGUUAAUAGUUUGACUGGUGAAGAACGUGUUCAGCUCAUAAAUAGAAGAAAUGCAAGAAAGGUAGGGGGUGCGUUUGCUCCCCCUCUGAAGGAUUUGUGCAGAUUCUUGAAAGAAAAUCCAGAGUAUGGAGUGGCUCCUGAAUGGGGAGAAGUUGUGAAACAGUCUGGAUUUCUUCCAGAAGGCAUGUUUGACCGUAUUCUCACUGGACCUGUUGUGCGGGAAGAAGUAAGCCGGAGAGGAAGGCGCCCCAAAAGUGAGAUUGCUAAAGCAACAGCAGCUGCAGCAGCUGCCACGGCUGCAAGUGUGUCGGUUAACCCUCUGCUAGCGAACGGACUGCUUCCAGGAGUGGAUCUGCCUAGUCUUCAGGCCUUACAACAAAACCUGCAAAACCUGCAGUCGCUGCAAGUAACCGCAGGAUUAAUGGGUAUGCCAGCUGGCUUAACUACCGGAGGAGAAGCGAAGAACAUGGCUGCUAUGUUCCCCAUGCUGCUGUCAGGGAUGGCUGGAUUACCAAACUUGCUGGGCAUGGGAGGACUUCUAACAAAGUCUACAGAAUCUGUUUCAGAGGAAAAAAAGGGAAGCGAUUCAAAGGAGGCAGAUAUAAAGAAAGAAAGGACAGAAGACCAAAAUACAGAUACUGGUGGUGAAAACUCUGUUUCAAGUUCUCCUUCGACAUCCUCUGCUGCUGCAGCUGCCAAUCCUCUCUCUCUUAACCCAUUACUUUUGUCCAACAUACUUUACCCAGGGAUGCUUCUCACUCCAGGCCUUAAUCUUCAUAUCCCAGCUUUGUCUCAGUCUAAUAUUUUUGAUGUACAGAACAGUGAAAGCAAUGACACGGGCUCAGCCAAGCCCACAGAAGAAAAGGAAGAAAAUUCUAGGGUUAGAGAUCAGGAAGACAAAGGGGGAGCAGAGCCAAGCUCUCACAAUGAAAACAGCACAGAUGAGGGUUCAGAAAAAGCAGAUGCUUCAUCUGGAUCUGAUAGUACAUCGUCUUCAUCUGAGGAUUCAGAUUCUAGCGAUGAAGACUGACCCCAGACUCUGCACUUAAAUUAUAAACUGAUUUUGAAUUUAUUCUUUAAUUAUUUCAUUGUAAAUAACCCAGUGUUGAGUGCAUCAAUGAUUUACUGACCGAACAUUUCAGUAUUUGUUUAGAAGUGCAAACUGCUUUCAGAGACGUUUUGCAUGUAAUAUUUCUUGAAGUUCAUAAGUUUCUGAACUUGUAUGUACUAUCAAAUACACAAUGGUGUAAAAUUACAACAAAAGGCAUUAUAAUUUUGUUGGGGGGUUAAUUUUAUGAAAAUAAUGCUCAAGUAAGAGCUGUAUAUUUAAUAUAUUUGCAGUGAACACAGAAUACUUUAUGCAUAUUAUUGAUUUAAUUUGAAUAUAGUUUUACAGCCUCCUUGACACUUAUAAUUUACAGAUCAAAACUCAGCAAUAAUUUGGGCAGCUAAUGAAUGUCAUGAAAGCUGUAGAAUCUACAUCACCAUCCAUUGCUUUAAUUACAUGAAAAUGCUCUAGUGUUGUGAUGCACUGCUGUUUCCAAUUCAGGUACAAGUGUGUUUAAAAGAAGAUAAAUUUUUCCCAAUCAGCCAAUUAAACUGGCUACCUGUUACCUCAGCUGAGUUAGUUUAGGAAGUUUACAUUGGUUUCUAUUACUUGUUUUCAGGUUUUGUUUUGUUUUCUAAAGACAUCCUGUAUAUCAUGUUAAAAUCUGAGUUAUCUGAGAUAUGACUGUUGGGGUUUUUUCCCCCUUAUUACAGCUGUUCUCUUUGACAGCAGUAAGGGGAAAUUAAAGCAAAAACUGUCUUAUCUCAUGCUACUUGGCACCAUAUAGAUCUAUUUAGUUUACACCUUGCAAAGUUUUGGGCUCCCUCUGCAGAAUUAAAAGUCCCAAAAUGAGGAGUAGUUUCCCCAAGACUCAGAAGAGGCAAUCUGUCUUUAAGUGCCACUGAAAAGACCUUUCAACACUGCAUACUUCAUGUAAAAAUUGUUUGUUUGCUUUGUUUGUGUAGAUUUCUAUUUGUGUUUUAUGUCAUAAAACCUCCUGGAGUUACCAGUUAAUAAUGGUAAAUAAAGUAUAGAUAGUUUUGAACUCCUUUUGAGUUAAAACUUCUCUGCAGAUUUAAGUCUGAAUAAAUAUUACCUGAAAUCGUUAUUGGGAUAUCACUUCAUAUAUUAUGCUGAGUUACCCACUAAAGAAAAAGCACUUUGAAUAGUAAGAAAGACAAAUUAUUCCUUGAAACCACAAUAACAAGGCAUAAGGCAUCUGUUUAAGUCCAAAUCCUUAGAACCCUUUACUAUAUAAAAUCUGUCUAAUAUUUGAUGUGUGAUAUGAU
Opisthocomus hoazin is the source of this 10237-nucleotide messenger RNA. NCBI's taxonomy places the organism in Eukaryota, Metazoa, Chordata, Aves, Opisthocomiformes, Opisthocomidae. The record is from RefSeq and is a predicted model, not a curated record.